This is a messenger RNA of Schizophyllum commune H4-8, 2466 nucleotides long. RefSeq lists its product as uncharacterized. The record is from RefSeq and is a predicted model, not a curated record. The coding region runs from base 1 to 2466 and encodes 821 amino acids. NCBI's taxonomy places the organism in Eukaryota, Fungi, Basidiomycota, Agaricomycetes, Agaricales, Schizophyllaceae. The transcript has 3 exons.
AUGACGGUCAAAGACAAGGCUAACACACCAACUCCAACAGAUUCGGACGACACCAUUGACCUGAACGACGACGAAGAGGACAUUGCACCUCUGCUCCCCUACCCGCUGACCGUGCUGACCGUACAAGCGAGCCUGAAGACGGAUCAAGUACCCUCUUGGGAUGGAGAUAAGGCCACCGUGGUCGAGUACCUGUUGAUGGUGUACGGGCUGGCGAACAGUGGGGGGCAUCUCAACAGGGCGGUGGGAUUCUGGCUUUGGACAAAGCUGAAGUCGGGCUCGCCCGUCUGGCAGUGGUUCAUGACUUUGUCCGACUCGCUGAAGGCCUACAUGAAGCGAAGCGCUCACAAGUUCUUAUACGUUGUGCAGCGCGACUACUUGGGGCUGAAGUGGGUCAAAAAGCUAGCCACCGAGUUUCAAUUCCAUUCGUACCAAGAGCCCAAGCACAGGCAUGAGACACCCAGCCAGUUCAUCUAUCGUUGUAUACUCACCGCACGAGCGUUGGCCUUCGCACCGAUGAACUCGAGGGAGGAGGUCCGCUUGAUCCUCAGCGUAGCCCCUUUGAGUUGGGGCAUCGUGCUGGUGCCGUCGACGAUUCGCUCCACCGAUCAGCUGUCGAGCAGGGUACUCGAGUUUGAGGAGGAGCUCAUGAACUCGUCGAAGUCUACGGGAGGAGAGCUGAGGUCCCAGAUCGCCUCCGUCCUGAAGGAAUUGGGACAGGCUGCUUCCUCCUCGGCAAGCAAGCCGGGCAUGUUUGCGCGUCGUUCGGCGUCAGCCUUUGACGCGGAGGUCGAACCCAUAGGGGAAGCAGGAGGAUCCAACGAAGCCGAGGACGACGAAGGGGUCGCGGGUGACAUGUUGGCGGUUGCGUACAAUGUUGUCUCGGCGCGCGAACGUCAACGGCCCCCGAGCAAACCUCCAUUCCCGCGUGACAACAAGGCGGGGGAGGGGUGUAAGACCCAGGAGGCCGAGGAGCAGGCGCCGGUCGCGUACGUCAUGCAGACGCCAAGCUUCGCGAUGACUAUAGAAGAAAUUGAAGACAAUUACUGGUACAAGGGAGAACUCCUACCGGCAGACUCGCCCCACAUAUUGGAGAGCAUCUACAAGGAGCCGGAAGCUGAGCGGUCAGGAGUAGUCAGUGAGGAGGUACACCCAACGCUGUGGGCGUCCGAAUUUGAGGAGGAUAGGAUCUAUACGCUGGUAGCGCAGGCACUGGAGGAGAUGCCGAAGCCGUACGAUUCCGGGAAGGUCAAGCUCAAGCCGCGCAUCAAGUCCAUCAAAAAACUAAACUCGAUGGGGGCGUCCGUGUUGUGCGUGAAAGGGUUUCUUGGGUCGGACAGAGAAUUUGAGGUGAUGCUGCGCAUGGACUCCUGCGCGAGCAUUUUGCUACUGAGCGGCAAGGUCUAUGACUCACUCAAGCAACUGCCCAAGCUCCUGCAGGGCGCGAAGACGAAGCUGUGGCAGCUCACCAACAAGUCCGUCUCCAUACGCGGCUACUGUCAGAUGCCCAUCCUGAUUCGAAUGGAUGGGGGCACGCUCGUGGAAAUGGACGUGACCAUGUACGUGGUCGACAACAUGACGGUGCCAGUGCUCCUAGGCGAGGAUUUUCAGCAGGCCUACGAGCUCUCAGUCAACCGUAGCUUGGAGGAAGGCACGACAAUCACCUUUGGGCAGACCGAGUAUACCAAGACGGCGCAGCCACUGGUACAGACGGCGGCUCUCCACAAGGAGGCGCAGAGCGUGGAAAAGGCGUAUAUUGGAGAACGGCCGACGCAUAGCUUCCUGAAGAAGGCGGCGCGCCAUCGUCACCAAAAGGCGUUCAAGGACAAGAAGAAGCGCGCGGAAAAGGAAGACCACACGAUCCGAGCCGCGCAACAAGUACUCAUCAAGCCCGAGUCAGUAGCGCUCGUGCCGGUCCGUGGGCCCUUUGACGAGCAGGGCGAGUGGCUUGUUGAGAAGGAGCUCCUUUCGUCCAGCCGAGAUCGCCCCUUUCUGGUCCUGAACACGCUCAUCUCCUCAAACGCACCGGUAGUCCCGGUAGCCAACACGGCGACAGUCCCUCGGUUCAUUCAAGAGGGCGAGGCGCUAGGGACUGUAACCAGAGCAGAGGAGUGUCUCGAUCGACCGCAGAACAAGGAAGAGCUACGCCGAUAUCAGCAACACACCGCGUUCAUGGCGGCCGCGAGCCAAGUAGCGCAGGAGCCGCCAACGGAGCCCAGGGCAAAGGCAGAGCAAUGGAACGAGACCAAAGUGCAUCCGAAAUUCCACAUGCCCGAGGAGCACAGCUACGAGGCGUGGAAGAAAGGGGAGCGCACGUUCCCGAUGCCUGACGCCGCGUCGUACGAGUCGUGGAAGCGGUCUUUCUCUCGCCAAGAGAUGGAGGAGGACCAAAGUGUGCUGAAUGAGCAGGAGCAGGUCGGACCGAAGACGGCGGAGAUGCCUGUGUCCGAGGUAGAUUCGAGCCAGUGA